Molecule: messenger RNA, 348 nt
Organism: Perkinsus marinus ATCC 50983
Lineage: Eukaryota; Perkinsozoa; Perkinsida; Perkinsidae
Exons: 2
Coding region: 1-348 (115 amino acids)
Source: RefSeq, a predicted model, not a curated record
AUGACUGACGAGAACUGUGUUAAUGUGGUCCCCAAGGGCUGUGAUAUCUAUUCACGUCUAGUGAAGGGUGUCCUCCCGCCAACACCUACGGAGGCUACCACUCCGCACUCAGGGGAAGACAGUCCAGUGAGCCUUGGUGAGGAAGCCCAUCCUCUAGGUGGUAAGAGAGGUGACCGGUUUGCCCUAUUUGCCUGCAGGACAUCUUCGAAUCUCCUCUUGAUACACUGCUUCAACUACCAUGCUCACACACACUUCACUAUCUAUGCGUUAUGGACUGGUUCCGCUCCUCCCAACUGUCAUGUCCGAUGUGUCGGCAUGUCCCACCUAAAGGCCUCAGCCACUGCGUAA